AAUGCUGAAAACAAAAACAACCUAAAACAUUUUCAUCUUCAUUUUCAACCUUUAUUUUUUCUUUGUCACUGCCACCGCUACUACUACCUCUAGUAGUUGAACAUGGCCACUGUUACUACACAGGCUUCAGCCGCCAUUUUCCGGCCAUGUGGAUUGAAAUCAAGGUUCCUUACCGGUUCUUCUGGUAAGUUGAACAGAGAAGUGGCUAUUAGGCCAAUGGGGUGUUCACCUUCUGCUUCUUUUAAGGUUGAAGCUAAGAAAGGAGAGUGGUUACCUGGCUUGGCUUCUCCAGGUUACCUUACUGGCAGUCUUCCCGGAGACAACGGAUUCGAUCCAUUGGGACUAGCCGAGGAUCCAGAGAACUUGAAAUGGUUUGUUCAAGCCGAGCUUGUGAAUGGACGUUGGGCUAUGUUAGGUGUUGCAGGGAUGUUACUCCCUGAAGUCUUCACCAACAUUGGAAUCAUCAACGUUCCAAAAUGGUAUGAUGCAGGGAAAGAAGAAUACUUUGCUUCAUCUUCAACACUCUUUGUGAUCGAGUUCAUUUUGUUCCAUUACGUCGAGAUUAGAAGAUGGCAAGACAUUAAGAACCCUGGUAGCGUUAACCAAGAUCCUAUCUUCAAGCAAUACAGUUUGCCAAAGGGUGAGGUUGGUUACCCCGGUGGAAUUUUUAACCCUUUGAACUUUGCACCAACUUUGGAGGCUAAAGAGAAGGAAAUUGCUAAUGGGAGAUUGGCAAUGUUGGCAUUCUUGGGAUUUAUCAUUCAGCACAAUGUGACAGGAAAAGGACCAUUUGAUAACCUCUUGCAGCACCUUUCAGACCCAUGGCACAACACCAUUGUUCAAACACUGAGUGGCAGCAACUAAAAUCUUUGAUGUAUCCAAUGACAUGAAAGCCUAUGUUAUUCUAAUGUAAUCCUGAAUGGAUGAAUUUUGAAAGACAUCCGGGCAUGAUUGUUAUGAUCCUUAAUCUAUUUCCAUGUACAGAGGAACUAAGAUGGCUUUAUAUUACUCUUUAUAUUAUCAAGCAUAAUAAAUAGAAAUUAAACAUCUAUUACAAUUC
This is a messenger RNA of Medicago truncatula (barrel medic), 1060 nucleotides long. RefSeq names its product chlorophyll a-b binding protein P4, chloroplastic. Bases 103 to 864 code for a protein of 253 amino acids. The transcript has 3 exons. Lineage: Eukaryota; Viridiplantae; Streptophyta; Magnoliopsida; Fabales; Fabaceae. Gene Ontology annotation, biological process: photosynthesis, light harvesting. Gene Ontology annotation, cellular component: membrane. The record is from RefSeq and is a predicted model, not a curated record.